GCGUCUGGAGUCUUAGGCUCAGUAGUGAUCAGUAGCGUCACAAGUUACGGUUGUGUUAUUGGUGAAUGAUUUGGUCUGUUUAUACAUGUCAGACAUAAUGUACAAUGCGGUUCUGUCAUUAUUAUUGUUUGUAACGACAAUAAAUUUUGGAUACUGCACACAGAGAACUUUACGAUCAUGGGUGAAUCCUGGAUGUGGUGAAUUAUGUAAAGACACAAAUUUGACAACAGUUCAUUUAAGAGCUGAUGGCCUGAAUGACACCUUGCAUUAUUUAUGGGAUUUUGGUGGCAAUCCAUCCAUAUUAUUAGCCCUCACUUCACCUUCAGCAGUUCUUCAUAUAGAUUGGGAGGACUUCAUUGCGAGGAAAAAGAAUUCAGUAAUAUUUACGGAAGAACCUAUUUAUACAUUUGGUAUAGUUAUAAAUAAGAUUAUAGAAUUUAAUGAUUUAAACGACACAGCAUUUAUAAACAUUAGCAAUGUUGUAAACACAAACAUUCUAAAUCCUAUGUUUUUCCAAUGGGAACGAAAGACUUUAACUAGAAACAACGAAUUUGUUUCCCUGGACAUGGAAGGCAAAGAUUACAAGGAUGCAUUUACAAAUACUAGUAGACAGGGAACAGUAAAGUUUUCGCUGAUAGGUUUUUGUUCCCUUGACCAUUCAGAAAUAAUGCCACACAUGUUGCACACUGAGAAUUCCACUCAGGUGGACAUUAUACUUGAUCAUAUGCAAAUUAACAAAACAUUCACCAAUAGUAGGUUCGCCAUUGAAUUACUAGUGGUAGGGGAAGGAAAUCCAGACAUCCCUUUGUUUGUAGAUCCUCAAAAAAGUUUGGACGAUGAACACACUCCAGGCGUAUUCGAGGUUGUUGAAGUGCGUACUCCACCUUAUCCAAACAUGAAUAACUAUCAAACACAAGGAGCUUACUUGCAAUGGAGACCGGUCUCCUAUACAAGCGUAUUUCGUGAUUCAACGAAUUUUACGGAAACAGUGCAAUAUCCGCCAAUAAAAGUUGCUGAUCACACAAAUGCAAUUAAAAACUCUUUGUUGUAUUGCUAUUACGGAGACAAAGUAAACGGUCUACUUACUCAAAGAAUUAUAGUAUCACUAGGAGCAAAAGGGGACGGUUUUUAUAGAAAGACGUACUAUUCCACGUGGACGUUCUUAGUUGGUUACGGCACACCGCCCAAAGAAAAUUUCUCCUACCUGGUGAUUAUGAUCAUUUCGAUUGGCAUCGGCCUUCCGCUCCUUAUUCUAAUAGCAACCGGUAUAUAUUUAUGUGCUCGCAAGAUUCAUAAGCGACGUAGUGAGUCGUAUCUAAGUCAAUGAUAGAAUCUCUAGAUCGUACAAAAAUUUCUGCGUCGUGUUCGAUAGACAUAUUUGUGCACGAUUAGUUGUAUUUGCGAUACCACCGUUAACUCAGACGAAGAGAUUUUCCUAUAUUUAUAUACAUACAUAGUAUAGCACAUAUAUUUUUUACACGAAUUUUCAAGUUAAUUCACCAAUCAAUUUGAUGUAUAAUAUCAACGCAAUGCAAACGAACUAUGCUGUACAAAUUUAUACACGUUUCAUUAAUAAAUCAAAGAUACGUACACACGCAAA
Megalopta genalis is the source of this 1600-nucleotide messenger RNA. RefSeq names its product glycosylated lysosomal membrane protein. The record is from RefSeq and is a predicted model, not a curated record. NCBI's taxonomy places the organism in Eukaryota, Metazoa, Arthropoda, Insecta, Hymenoptera, Halictidae. Gene Ontology annotation, cellular component: lysosome.